ACUUUGCUGACGACGCCGGCGGCGACCAAUCGGCGGGCUCCACGGCGGCCGGCGCUGGCGGCGUUGACGUCAGCGGCCGGCCGACCAAUCGGAGAGCGACACGCCGGUGUUGCGCCAGCCGCCGCUCGGCCGCAGUGUGACCGCAGGCUCCGGGAGCGCAGGUCGGCCGCCGCGGCAUGGUGCAGAGGAGUAGAGAGCGGACAGUCGAGAGGCGGCAGAGGGGUCAGUCCACUGUGAGCCUGCGCAGCGCGGGCAGCUAGCGUCAUGACAACAAAGAUCAUCAUCACGCCGGCCAACCACGGUGUCUCGAAGGCGUCGGCGCUGGCCGGCGCGCCGCGCACGGUCCGGGUGGUGACGGUGGGCUCGCCGCCGUCGUCGGCCGGCCGCGGCCCGCAGACCCGGGUGCUGCAGGCCACGCCGACCACCACCGUGUCGCCGGCCGUUGUGCGGACCGUGCUGAAGCGGGUGUACACCAGCAGACCGGCGGAGAAUGCCGUCACCACCACCACCACCACCCCGGCGCUGUCGGGGAUCAUGCCGAGCCCGCCGAAGAAACGGCAGAGGCUCGACCACCUCACCGCCGACCAGAAAAACCAGAGGAGAAAACUGAAGAACCGAGUAGCAGCUCAGACGGCCCGGGACCGUAAGAAGCUGCAGAUGGACCUGCUGGAGAGCAGAGUCACCAGUCUGGAGCGUCAGAACGACAAGCUACUCCAACAAAACGCCUUCCUGCAGAAGCAGAACGAGCUGCUGAGCCAGCAGAACGCGCUGCUACUGCAGCGGCUGGAACCGGCCGGCGCGGCCGCCCCCACCCCCGCCUCCGUUGAGUCUGCAGCACUCAUUAGUGGCCCUCAGCAGAAGGGACAGGAGUCGGGGAGGGCGGUGGCGGCGCUGCUGGCUCUCAGCCUGCUCAGCUGGGCAGGCUUCCAGGUGGCACUGGCAGCGACAGUGACCAACACGCUGAUCUGCUCGAGCUCAUCAGUCGCUCGAUAUUCGGCGGCGAAGAGCCGGCGCGAGGGGACGCGUCCGCCGCCGGCGCUGCUCUGGUGGGGACCGCAGCAGAAGAGCUGGAGCCCAGCCAUGAUACGGUGACCGAGGACCCGGCGCAGGCGCUGCUCGCACUGCUCGAGGAGUCCGACUCGCCCGACUCGCCCGACUCUCCGGCGAGCAGCUCGGACGGCGCCGUGCCCGGCUCGCCGCGCGUCCCCUCGCCCACCGAGUCGCUCGAACUGGACGUGAAACCCCACAUGGACGACCUCUGCAAGAUGGAGGACCAACACUCCCCGACACCCUGGUCCAUCUUCGACGACGAGCCCCUCGACGCUCAGCUGGACGACCAGCUUCUGCUGUUCCCCCAGUUGGUGUUGUAGAUAUAGAAUUGAUUUAUUUAUCCUUGUUCAUAUGAUGCGACGUUACUUUGAAAAUAUUAUAACCGAGCUGGGUGUAAAGGAAAUAUUCCCUGCCGUACAUAUUUACGACAGCGUUCCUUGUGAAGUGACCUGACUGUCGGUUUUGGCUGUAAAUGUUCGGGCCCUGGGGCGAGUCCGGGCUGACCAAUACAUGAGAAUGUGCACAA
Amphibalanus amphitrite is the source of this 1576-nucleotide messenger RNA. Its product is annotated as X-box-binding protein 1-like. Bases 265 to 1092 code for a protein of 275 amino acids. The record is from RefSeq and is a predicted model, not a curated record. Gene Ontology annotation, cellular component: nucleus. Lineage: Eukaryota; Metazoa; Arthropoda; Thecostraca; Balanomorpha; Balanidae. The transcript is spliced from 3 exons. Gene Ontology annotation, molecular function: RNA polymerase II transcription regulatory region sequence-specific DNA binding; DNA-binding transcription factor activity, RNA polymerase II-specific.